GUUUAGUCUGUGGGUACAUAUUUCUGCUGCAACAACUGUUCAUUAAGGAAACAUUCUACAGAUUACCAAACAAAAUGACAGCCUAUGUAUUUAUACUCAUUGCGGGUGUAAUGCUGCAAUACUCACAGGCUGCUGUGAGGAUUGGUGGAGCAGAUGCUGAACUAAAUGCCUUGUGUCCUGCUACUGGCUAUCCAGCCGUUUCCUACCCACCAAGCCGGUGCCAGCCUGAAAAAUUUGUCCUGUGUGCUCAAGGUGUGGCUGAUUACGUCGACUCCUGUGCUAGCGGACUUUUGUUCAAUAGCCUGGGAUACUGCGACUAUCCAGAGAACGUCCCUUGGCCAAACAAGUGUCCUAAGAAUCCUGCUGGAACAAUCCCAACAUCCUGCUCCGACCCACAGGCUAAGUCCAUUGCGAAAAGCGAAACAUGCAAGAAAUAUUACGCUUGUGAUAAUGGAAAGCCCAUCGAAAUGCCAUGUCCUUUGUAAGUUACACUGUGAUUA
Physella acuta is the source of this 500-nucleotide messenger RNA. RefSeq lists its product as uncharacterized. Lineage: Eukaryota; Metazoa; Mollusca; Gastropoda; Physidae. Gene Ontology annotation, molecular function: chitin binding. Gene Ontology annotation, cellular component: extracellular region. The record is from RefSeq and is a predicted model, not a curated record.